GCUCUUUGCAUUACUGCAGCCAAACUGGAACCUGGACUGUGCCAUUACGCGUCCUGGUGUUUUUGCCCCUUUUCUGUCUCUCUGUUACUUUAUUUAAAAAAUAUUCAUGACUUCACAAUUUUUCAGCAUGCAGUAACAUAUUAUCUUAUAGUGGAUGAAUGAUCACAGCAACAAACUGAGCUGUCAACAUUUCUCAGAAGAGCUGAUGAAUGAUGCAUUUCAGCAGCUACAGCCACGUAGCCUAUGUUCUAUAAUGCACUGCACAGAGACGCAGAGGGCUGUGAUUGGCUGUGAGCUGCAGGAGCAUGAGGUCUGGAAAUAUAAAAUCGGUCUGUUAGGAGUGAGCAUGUUAGUACCUGCUGAGUAGGGGAACAUCAACACUUUAAUCUGCACUGUUUGGACACAGAAAGAGGAUUUGUUUCGUCUGUCCAAACAUGAGACUCACCACUCUAGUUGUGGUGUGCGGGCUGAUUGUUGGUCACGGAGGGAGUGUAGAAGCAGCUUUACCGGAAUUUGACACUGCACAGAGGACACAUGCAACAGGUGAGCAACCUUCCUCAGGAUCAGUCCUCUCCACACUCAGGAGAAGAACUGCAGAAGAGUUUUUGACUGAGGAUCCAAACCUGUGCUUCUCCCUGAGAGAGAAUGAAGACCAGCGGCAGCUUCUAUGCAAUGACCGCAGGAGCAAAUUCAACUUCAACCCGUUCGGCCUUCGCUUUGGGAAACGCUACAACGGCUACAUUUAUAGAAGAGCCAUUAAAAGAGCCAGGACAAAUAAGUUUUCACCCCUGUCUCUCUUCCCACGAGAACUGGAGGUGCCUAGAUGAAACCAAUUUGUCUUCCUCUCUUCCAUACUAUGUGUUAAAUUUAACUUAAGAUAAAGUUAUGUUUUUGUGAAUAACACUUUUGUAUCUACCUUUACUUUGACAUUCUUUUAAGAUCUACAAGAAAGGAAUUCAGAAUAAAAUAAAAUUAGAAAGGGAAACAGAAAGCCUCAGACAAUAUCAUUUUGUAACAUGUUUGCUCUAAGUCAUCUAUGAAAUCCAAAUGAAAUGCUCCAUUUGGACUUUUCUGAGGACAGCAAAGAUGUCUGUAAUUUCACAAUUAAAGUGUA
Messenger RNA from Micropterus salmoides (largemouth bass), 1114 nucleotides. RefSeq names its product kisspeptin 2 (gene kiss2). Bases 435 to 827 code for a protein of 130 amino acids. The record is from RefSeq and is a predicted model, not a curated record. Lineage: Eukaryota; Metazoa; Chordata; Actinopteri; Centrarchiformes; Centrarchidae. The transcript is spliced from 2 exons.